Aspergillus uvarum CBS 121591 is the source of this 1096-nucleotide messenger RNA. Its product is annotated as NAD(P)-binding protein. The transcript is spliced from 3 exons. The record is from RefSeq and is a predicted model, not a curated record. The coding region runs from base 1 to 861 and encodes 286 amino acids. Lineage: Eukaryota; Fungi; Ascomycota; Eurotiomycetes; Eurotiales; Aspergillaceae.
AUGACGACCUACCUAAUCACGGGCGCAACCCGCGGCAUCGGCCUCGAACUCACGCGCCAACUGGCCGCCAAACCCGCCACGGAAGUCCGCCAUAUCUUCGCCGCCGCGCGAUCGUUGUCAUUAUCAUCAUCGACAACAUCAACAGCGAAUCAAUCCACCCCGCAAACACCCUCCGACUUCCAGACCCUCGUGAAAGAGCAUCCCUCGCGCAUCACCCCCGUCCCACUCGACGUCACCGACGAAGCAGGCGUGCGACGAGCCGCGCAGUUGGUCGAGCAGGCACUGGAGGGCCGGGGAUUGGAUGUAUUGAUCAACAAUGCAGGAGUGAUGGGGCGGGUGUCGUUGAUGGAGAUGAACGACCUCACCUCCUCCUUCGACGUGAAUGUCAACGGCCCGCACCUCGUCACGCGCGAGUUCCUCCCGCUGUUGCGGAAGGGGACGAUGAAGAAGAUCGUGAAUAUGUUAGUCGUCUAUCCUUCUUCUCCGUUCCAUGGCAGUAUGCGGCAGGCAACUGACAAAAGCAGCUCCACAACCCUCGGCUCCUUCGCGAUGCAAUCAGUGUACCGGGAGGCCAGGAGUCAAUCCUACAAGAUCACCAAGGCGGCGCUGAACAUGCUUACCGUGCUGUAUGCGCAGGAACUCGAGCAGGAGGGGUUCGCGGUGUUUUGCGUUAGUCCGGGGUGGCUACAAACCGAGAUGGGCGGUCCGCGAGCGGAUCUCCCGGUGGCCGACGGCGUGCGCGCCACGCUGGAGAUCAUCCUCAACAAGGGGAAGGAGGGGAACGGGCGGUUUUUCAAUAUCCAUGUUCCGGGCUGGAACUCGGGGUGGAAUCGGUAUGAUGGCGGGGAGUGUGCGUGGUAGGUUGGUUGCCCUUCUCCGCAAAGGGGAGGGGGGAAGAGAAUAGGUGUAGGAACGAAACGAACCCCUUUCGCUUUGGUCAAAGGAAGUCCAUUCGAAUCUACUCCUGCUGCCUAAAGCAAAGACCGUGGACAAGGAUGCUCAACCCCGAACACCCUCGAGAAUCUUACCAAUCCCAUCCGUCCAUCCAUCCAUCCAUCCAUCCAUCCGAACAAACAAAAACCAUCACCAGCAACCA